GUUGGUUUGUUGGCCAUUCAUUCAAAGCGCAAUUAAAAAAGAAGGGGGAAACAGAGAAACAGGAAGCUCAGUGUCUUCAACAGUUGCUGUGCUCCGCUGAAGGCUGCCGAGGAAUGCAAACCUUUACAGUGGGGCCUCGCUUUACAGAGCUCCUGAGCCGCCCAUGGCGUCAAGCUUUGGGCAUCCGAGCAUUCUCCUCCUCUGAUUACUUCAAUCAGUCUCGAGGCGGUCUCCCUCGCUUCUUCUCCCCCAUUCUUCCUCCUUCUAAGGGUGGUGUUGUUCAUGUUCAGGGCGAUGAAUUCUGGCAUAUGACCAAAGUUUUAAGAUUAAAUACCAAUGAUAGAGUUGAGCUCUUCAAUGGAAAAGGUGGUUUGGUAGAAGGAUGCAUUCAGAGAAUUGACCGCACUGGCCUGGAUGUUAUGGCGCUGGAUGAUCCCAAGUUCGUUCUUCCUCAGAGCACUCAAUGGCAUGUGUAUGCAUCUUUUGGCACUUUAAAGGGUGGUCGGGCUGACUGGCUUGUUGAAAAAUGCACGGAGCUGGGAGCUAAUAGUGUAACACCCCUCUUGACUGAACGAUCUCCUUCAAUCCCUGAGAACCGAGUGGACAGACUGCAACGUGUCAUUGUGGGUGCAGCUAAACAAUGUCAACGGCUGCAUGAAAUGGCUCUGAAUCCUCCAUCAAAGAUUGGAAGCCUUUUACCUGUUGUUGCCCAGUCGAAGCUAUCUUUUGUGGCUGUAGCUGAAGCUACCCCGGUAUUCCAUGCUUUGACUUCAUCAAAAAUAGGAUCUAGCGGGCUAUUAAUAAUUGGACCAGAAGGCGAUUUUACCAAGGAAGAAUUGCAUAUGAUGACAGAUGCAGGAGCUGUUGCUGUUGGUCUUGGGCCACAUCGCUUACGGGUUGAAACUGCGACGGUGGCACUUUUGGCAACACUGAUGUUGUGGUCUGAUUCCAAGCAGCUACCUAAUCUUUAAAUCACACUGGCAUGGACAUACCUUGGUUAACAACCCCAAGCGUGUUGACCAUCAAAUAUUAGGCUAAUAUCUUGGAAGUUUGGUCAAAGCUCGAGGCUGAUAGGUGCUUAAGCCGAAGCCAUUCUAUAAACUACAACAACAAAAAAACCAAGCCUUUGUAAGAUUAAUACUUGAAUUAGAGUAGAGAAAGAUCUGGCAUAGUUUGAGAUAUACUGCUGUUUAGUAUUUAUUUUUAUUUUUAUUUUUUUUAAAAAUAUACUUAUUUUAUUUGGCUCUUUCUUUGAAGUACACAUUUACCUUGGCAGUUUUCAU
Molecule: messenger RNA, 1283 nt
Organism: Malania oleifera
Lineage: Eukaryota; Viridiplantae; Streptophyta; Magnoliopsida; Santalales; Ximeniaceae
Exons: 9
Coding region: 114-971 (285 amino acids)
Biological process (GO): rRNA base methylation
Molecular function (GO): rRNA (uridine-N3-)-methyltransferase activity
Source: RefSeq, a predicted model, not a curated record